AUGCGUGAGUAUUCUUCUCCACGUCUUCUGGUUAACUCUGUAACCAAUUUGUUUUCCUCCAUUUUUCACAGAGGUAAGCAUCCUCCUAUGGGAAGUCCUGCUUCUUGGAGCUCAAGAAUGAGAAAGAAAUGGGGAACAACAGCUCAGAGUCCUGUUCUUGUUUCCAACUCCUCUCCACUCCACUCUCGGAAAGAUCUAACGAAAGGGAUCAAACGUUUGCUGAAGUUUGGAAAGAAAACUCGUGCUGCGGAUAGUCUGAUGGAUUGGGUCUCUGUAACGACAUCCGAAGGCGACGAUGAUUCUGCUUAUCGAUCAUCUGAUGAGUUGAGGAAAUCAAGAAUGGCAUCGUCUCAGAGUCAGCUUUCUGAGGAUGAACAAGGUAUAACAUCUUUGUCUUCUUAUUCUUCAUUUUUGUUGUCUUAUAUGGUUUCAUGA
Microthlaspi erraticum is the source of this 435-nucleotide messenger RNA. Lineage: Eukaryota; Viridiplantae; Streptophyta; Magnoliopsida; Brassicales; Brassicaceae. The record is from the annotation of a GenBank genome assembly.